GUGUGCAAGUGUGGUUGUCUCCUAAACGGGGUGCCUCUCUUCCAGUCUUCCUCAAGUUAUCCACUUCUCUCUCGAUCGAAGUCGAAGCACAAACCCUACUGCCCGCCCACCUCCCACGUAGUGUGUGUGCUACUCGAUCUUGUGUCCACUCUCGCCCACACACAAACUUCCACACGAACCAAAGAUUCCAAUCUGAACCAACGUUAUUCUGUCGUUCUCCGCCUAACCAGCAAGCAGUCGAUCGAUCGAUGGAGGGAAGCAGAAACAGCCCGGACAGGCAGUCGUCGGGCGGCAGCCCUGAGGAGCGCGGAAGCGGCGGUAGCGGAGGCCGUGGCGCCGGGGAGCCGGUGCGGUCGCGGUGGACGCCGAAGCCGGAGCAGAUACUGAUCCUCGAGUCCAUCUUCAACAGCGGCAUGGUCAACCCGCCCAAGGAUGAAACCGUCCGCAUCCGCAAGCUGCUCGAGCGCUUCGGCGCCGUCGGUGACGCCAACGUCUUCUACUGGUUCCAGAACCGCCGCUCCCGCUCGCGCCGCCGCCAGCGCCAGAUGCAGGCCGCCGCGGCGGCGGCGGCAACAGCGGCGGCGGCCUCCUCUGCGGCCAACAGCUCUCCCGGAGCUAGCGCAACCGUCGGCCUUCCUUCUGGUGCUCUACAAUAUCCCUUGGUCAUGAGCGGGAGCGGGACCGCCUGCCAGUAUGAGCAGCAGGCGAGCUCCUCGUCGUCGUCGGGAAGCACUGGGGGCUCGUCUCUUGGGCUGUUCGCGCUCGGAGCCGGGGUGCCCAGCACCGGCGGUGGGUUCUUCCAGGAGUCGUGUGGCGCUUCGUCGCCACUGGCGACAGGGCUGAUGAUGGGGGACGUGGACCGCAGUGGCGGCAGCGACGAUCUCUUCGCCAUCUCCCGGCAGAUGGGGUUCGCGGCGGCGAGCCCAGUCGCCUCGGCUUCGGUGGCGCCUCCGAGCACAACGGCACACCACCAGCAGUAUUACUCAUGUCAAUCACCUACAGGGACGAUCACGGUGUUCAUCAAUGGAGUUCCAAUGGAGGUUCCCAGUGGUCCAAUAGACAUGCGAGCCAUUUUCGGCCAGGACGUGCUGCUCGUCCAUUCCACCGGGGCCCUCCUCCCAGUCGACGACUAUGGAAUUCUAACGCAGAGCUUGCAGACGGGCGAAAGCUAUUUCUUGGUAAUCUCACAUAUCGACUCUCUCAUGUACUCCCUCCAUUCUAAAUUGUCAUGGUCAUACUAUGCAUCUAGAUACUAAAAGCUAAAUAUCUAAAAACCCAAAAUAACUUACAAUUCAGAACCAAGGGAAUAUAUAUUUCAUCCGAUCACUGGUAUUUAAUCCUCUCAAAUAAACACUAAUUAUAUGCACAUCGGCGUACAUUACGUUGUAUAUAUAGGCAUACAACAAGCAUGCAUGUAUAUAAGUAUAUGCAUCUAUAUAUGAGAUCAUUUGAAAUAGUGCAUUUAUCAUUAUUGGUAAGUAUUGUUUAUUUUUCCUUUUCUUUGCAUGUAUAUACUUGCUCCGUUCUAAUUAUAAAUCAUUCUGCCUUUUUAGUUUUGCUAUGUAUCUCUUCUAUUCUAAAUUUUAUGAUAUUUUAGCUUUUAUAUAUAUAUAUAUAUAAUUUUUACUAUAUAUACACUCACUAUAUAUAGAUCUAUGAUAUAUCUAAAAGAGUAAAAACAAAUUAUAAGUUGAAACACAAAGAAUAUAUAGACAUACUGAAUAUCUAUGUACAUAACAAAUAAAAGGUAUGUAUUUAAGAAGUCAUAAGAAAUUAUCAAUUAAAAUAAAGAAAGUGUUUCAUUGCUCAUCAUGUACGUGUAUGUAUAUAUACGCAAACCCCUUACAUAAGCUACAACAAUUGUUUUGCUGUUAUUUAUCCACACAGGUAGCAAGGCCAACUUAAAACUGCCCGCACCUAGUUAGAUUGUAGCGCAGUCUCUCUGCCGGCCGGUCUCUACUGGAUAUUCAGAUGGGACGCAGUUCAUGAUCAAUCAAGGUGGGUCCUUUUGCACGCAAAUGAUAUUGUCCAUCAUUCAUAUACAGUCCUUCGAGAAGAAAAGUUAGCUACCAAGAACAAUAUAUGUAUAUUGCACCUCAAGCAAGUACGUACACAUAUGUCCUUGCAACAUAAGAGAGCGUACAGUACAUGGGCGGUUCAGAUUGGAUUAUGAGAAUUACAGUGUAUGCAUGGGUGUUUUCUCUCACGCAUCAUUUUCUUUACAAGGAUAUGUGCAUGUGAAUGCUGAAUACAUGCAUGGAAUCUCCUUGACAGUCGAGCUACAUAUUUAUUUUAGCUAGACAGUUGCACCUUUGAAACGAUUUGAUUUAUAAGUAUGUAAUGUUGUACGUCUAUAUAUGUCGACUGGACCGUGUUUGGAAUGUCUGUCCACCAAUUUAGAAGAGAGAGUACUCCUUUUGGAUGUUUAUAUAUAUGUCGACCGUGUUAGACUUCAUAUUUUGUAUACUUUGUAUUUCAAGAAGAGAGAGUACUCCUUUUGGAUGUUUAUUAAUUAAAUGACGACAUUACUAA
Zea mays is the source of this 2532-nucleotide messenger RNA. RefSeq names its product homeobox domain containing protein. NCBI's taxonomy places the organism in Eukaryota, Viridiplantae, Streptophyta, Magnoliopsida, Poales, Poaceae. Bases 249 to 1256 code for a protein of 335 amino acids. Gene Ontology annotation, biological process: adventitious root development. The record is from RefSeq and is a predicted model, not a curated record. The transcript is spliced from 2 exons. Gene Ontology annotation, molecular function: DNA-binding transcription factor activity; DNA binding.